CUUUUAAACCAUUUCAUAACGGUGGUAGAUCGGGUGUAGAUCGAGUUAGAAAAAUCCUCAAAUUCAUUUUGGAAAAAUAUUUUAAUUUUUUUAAUUAAACAGACUUUUUUUUAGUAAAAACAAAGACUCAAUAUGCCUUUCAAGCCAGUCGAGAACGCAAAAUGCCCCAAAUGCGGCAAAUCCGUCUAUGCCGCUGAAGAACGUGUUGCUGGUGGAUACAAAUUUCACAAACAAUGCUUCAAAUGUGGAAUGUGCUCAAAGAUGUUAGACUCUACCACUGUCGCUGAGCACGAAUCUGAAUUGUACUGCAAGAACUGCCAUGGUCGCAAAUACGGACCCAAAGGCUAUGGAUUCGGCGGCGGCGCUGGCGCUCUCUCCAUGGAUACUGGAGCUCAUUUGCAACAAGAAAAUGGCUUCCAUCAUACAGUUCAAGAGUACAAGGGUAUCAAGGCUCCCGAAGGCGAAGGAUGUCCCCGUUGUGGUUGCUAUGUUUACGCUGCUGAGCAAAUGUUGGCACGUGGAAGAGCCUUCCAUAAAGAAUGUUUCAAAUGUGGCGACUGCACCAAACGUCUCGAUUCACGUAACGUAACUGAAGGUCCCGACAAGGAAAUCUACUGCAAAGUCUGCUAUGGCAAGAGAUUCGGUCCCAAAGGUUACGGUUAUGGACAAGGCGGCGGCGCUCUUCAAAGCGAUCAAACUGAUUUAGCUAACGGCGAACACGCCCCAAGAAUCGGCGGAUACGAUACUGCUUGCAUCCAAGCUCCCGCUGGACAAGGUUGCCCACGUUGCGGAGGCGUCGUCUUCGCCGCUGAGCAAGUUCUCUCCAAGGGACGCGAAUGGCAUCGCAAAUGCUACAAGUGCAAGGACUGCACAAAGACUCUCGACUCGAUCAUCGCUUGCGACGGUCCCGACAAGGAUGUCUACUGCAAAACUUGCUACGGCAAAAAAUGGGGUCCUCACGGAUACGGUUUCGCCUGCGGCUCUGGUUUCUUGCAAACUGACGGCAUGAGCGAAGAAGAGUUGAAAAAUGCUCGUCCUUUCGCGCCGCCAAGCACAACUUCAAUUCUCGCGCCCGAAGGUCAAGGUUGCCCUCGUUGCGGCGGCGUCGUUUUCGCUGCCGAACAACAAUUGGCCAAGGGAACUGUCUGGCAUAAACGUUGUUUCAGCUGUUGCCAAUGUCAUCGUCCCUUGGAUUCGGUUUUGGCUUGCGACGGACCCGAUCGUGAGAUUUAUUGCCGUGCCUGUUACGGAAAAUCGUAUGGACCAAAAGGUUUCGGUUAUGGACAUACUCCAACUUUGUCGUCGAAUGGCGAAUCGGUGCCUGUGCAUGGCGAAGGUAGACCUUUGGCUGGCAAGAAACCCGAAAAGGGAGGUUGCCCACGAUGCGGUUUCGCUGUUUACGCUGCCGAACAAAUGAUCAGCAAGGGACAAGUUUGGCACAAACGGUGCUUCCAUUGCGGCGAUUGCAACAAAUCUUUGGAUUCGACGAAUCUCUGUGAUGCUCCCAACGGCGAAAUUUACUGCAGAGGAUGCUACGGACGCAAUUUCGGACCCAAAGGUGUCGGCUUCGGCAUGGGUGCUGGCACACUAACAAUGGCGUAAUUUUGUGUACUUUUUCACUUUUUAUUUAUGUUGAUUUACUUUGAUAUAUUAUUACUACAAAAAAAAAAAGAAACAAAUUUAUAAAAAAAUUUUGCUACUUUGAAAAAUGCUUUUGACAGCAGAUUCUUACUGAACAAAAAAAAAAUUUCUUCAUACUGAACGGAACUAACUACAAAACACAUUUUCAAGCGUUUCUUACGUAAAAUGUGAUGCUGAUGACAGAUUGGGUGAUAAAUAGUCUGCACAAGUGGCAGCCUGUACUUUUAUAUUCGUUUCGUAUCGCAUUCAGUGAUGUUCUGAUCGUUCAGUGAUAAUCUCAGAACAUCACUGAAUACAAUAUUUCAUUCCAUCUUCAACUCUUAUAUUAUUAUUUUAAUUUAAAUAUGGUAUAUAAUAUAUAUAAAAUACAAAUUUUAAAGACUUUUACACGUAUAGCGCCGCCACAUGUCCACACUAUUGUCGCCAUUUGUGAUUCUGAUGAGAUUCUGUAAAAGCUUUAUUUAUUUUUGAUGAGAGGAUUAGGAAUAACUGCGCUCUACACUUAAAAUAACACCCAAUUAUGCAAAAUAACAGUGAUUCGAACGAACAGGCGAAAAAUUCUUUCCCUGUCAAUCAUCUUUUGAACAUAAACGAUGCCACUAAUUUUCUCGAAAACCUGAAAAUCAUCAAGAAAAAAACAAUCCCUUCACUCAUUUUACGUUUUCCGCCUUAUUUUCCCAAUUUUUUUAUUUUUUUUUUUACCACACAUUUUUAAUAAUUUACGCUCAGCUUAGACAUAAGACUAACCUUUUUAUAAAAAUAUAUAUGAAAAAGAAAAAGUAACACAAAAAACAGUAAAAUGUGUAAAAAAUAAACAAAAUAAUAAAAAUUGAUUGCUACCAAAAAUAAAAAAAAAUAUAUAAUAACCAAAUGACUUAACGAAUAAAUGAACUAAAAAAAAUAAACUUUAAGAAAAAAUUAAUAUUCAAUGAAAUAUUAAUAAAAGAGAGUCAUAUCUAGUCCAUACAUAUAUACGAUUAUAUAGUUUAGUUAGAGAUAAAAGAUACAGAAUGAAAAAAAAAUUAAAUCCAAGAAAUCAUAUCAGAAGAUCGCACAUUUUAGGCAACAAUAAAAAAAUUGUUUCUGUGCAAGAUCUUUUUAAUUUAUAAUAUUCAUUUUUUUAAAAAAAAUUAUUUAUUAUUAUUUUUUAAGAAUGCUAAUCAAAUUUUCUUUUGAAUUUAACUG
Messenger RNA from Culicoides brevitarsis, 2826 nucleotides. It is a transcript of the gene Mlp84B, whose product is annotated as muscle LIM protein Mlp84B. The transcript is spliced from 7 exons. Gene Ontology annotation, cellular component: nucleus; Z disc; cytoplasm. The coding region runs from base 133 to 1602 and encodes 489 amino acids. The record is from RefSeq and is a predicted model, not a curated record. Gene Ontology annotation, biological process: sarcomere organization; muscle tissue development. Lineage: Eukaryota; Metazoa; Arthropoda; Insecta; Diptera; Ceratopogonidae. Gene Ontology annotation, molecular function: actinin binding; structural constituent of muscle.